Fusarium redolens is the source of this 783-nucleotide messenger RNA. RefSeq lists its product as uncharacterized. The transcript has 2 exons. The record is from RefSeq and is a predicted model, not a curated record. Bases 1 to 783 code for a protein of 260 amino acids. NCBI's taxonomy places the organism in Eukaryota, Fungi, Ascomycota, Sordariomycetes, Hypocreales, Nectriaceae.
AUGAAGACCACUUCCGCUGGAUUCGUGUUCACGUCGGCUGUGCUGGCUGGACUCGCUCAUGCAAUCGGUAUGGCGCCGCCGCCGCCUGUUGAGCUUGUUCAAGGCUUCGACUGGAAGGACCCCUUUGCUCUCGAUGCCAUUGCCUCAUUCCGACCUACUUGUGAGGCCAAGGCUCAGUUUGAAGCUCUCGAGUACACCCUCAAAGACUUGAUGGAACCUCCUCCCAAGGGGUUGAAGCCAUGGUCGAAAGGGCUGAAGGCAGUCUUCGCUGAUAAAGAGUAUCCUGGAGGGUGGCUGGGUCUCGAUCCUCACCUGAAUGGCCGAAGUCUGCUGUUGAUGAACUACGAUCAAAUGCCUCUCCUGGUUCGCCAGUGGAUUGAACAACAGGAGCGGACUGAUGGGACGGGGAAGGCACUCUUUGCCGUUCUUGAGAAGCCAAAGAACGACGAGGAUGAGAUCGAGAAAGUUGUCCAAUUCCCUGAAGCUGACAAGAUCGAUCGCGAUAAUGACAAAGACAAGGUUGCCAUAUUCGCACCUGGCGCCUUGUAUGGGAUCCUUCCUCUGUGGGCGGCAACGACAAGUAAAUGCGAGGAUCAACUUGUCGACCUGAGCAAGUAUAGCCCCAGGCCUUCAGAUGGCGGGGUUGUUGGUUGGGUUAUGCAUACUGAACCCCAAAACCACAAGACGAAACUCGACAUCAAAGUUCAGGCAUUAAAGACAAAGGAAGUCAAGAGUGGUCAAGAACAAGGCCAGGCAAAGUCGGCAUCACGAGAGGAACUGUAG